Messenger RNA from Drosophila bipectinata, 3729 nucleotides. It is a transcript of the gene Socs16D, whose product is annotated as Suppressor of Cytokine Signaling at 16D. The record is from RefSeq and is a predicted model, not a curated record. Gene Ontology annotation, cellular component: phosphatidylinositol 3-kinase complex. Lineage: Eukaryota; Metazoa; Arthropoda; Insecta; Diptera; Drosophilidae. Gene Ontology annotation, molecular function: 1-phosphatidylinositol-3-kinase regulator activity. Gene Ontology annotation, biological process: intracellular signal transduction; phosphatidylinositol phosphate biosynthetic process.
AAGACAAACUGAAAGGUUGUUAAAGCGCCCGGCCACACUGGUCGGGUUUUGGACGGGAAUCGGAAUCGGGAAUUAUGCUGAAAUGCUAAAACUGAAUUUUAUGUCGAAAAUGCAGUCGAACUGCAAUAUGUGCUGGUCAAAAAAAAGCAAGGAGUAAACAAUCUCAAGUAUCUCGGAAACGGAAGGAAAAGAUAAAGAGGUAGCAGGCGUUGCCUCUCACCUGACACUCUCGCCCCGAAAAUGGAAUCGUCCAUUAAGCUUAAGGACAGCAACUCCAACUGCAAUUCGAAUUCCAACGGCAAUGUCGGUGCCGGAUCGGUCGGUGGCGGCGGCGGGAACGGUGGCGGUGGCGGUGGCGGAUCUGUAUCCGGUGGCGGCGUCUGUGUCUCGAGCAUCUGCAGCAGCGACAGCUUCAGCAUCAUGCCACCGCCGCACCACGAACUGGUCAGCGCCAACAGCAUCGAGCUGAAUGCCGCCGCCUCGCUGAGCGACGACAGUGGCGUACCGCUGACCACCAACAGCUCCAUAUCCAGCGGCGACUCCUAUCGCCUCGGCAUGUGCAAGUUCGAAAUCGAGAUGGUGGAGAGCGACGGCGAGGUGUCGCAGUUCGAUUCGCUGGACAACUGCUCGGAGGGCGGGAUGAGCGCCGAGAACUUCAACACGCUGAAGAAGGGUCCCCUGGCGCCGAUUGAUCCGCCGCCCGAGUUCCAGGACUCGCCGCAGACCACCCUGGUGCGCUCCAUCUCGAAAAACAUUGUGAACAGCCUGCGCCGCUGGACCUCCUCGCAGUCCUCGUUCGAGCACCUCAAGGACGAUGCUGCCACGAUGGUGAAUGGCCUGGCGACCGUGACCGCCCUGCCGGAGGAGCCCCAUUCCCAUUCCCAUACCCAUUCGCAUCCGCAUCCGCCCAACUCCGAGUUGGUUCUGCUGCUGGCCAAAACGGCCGAAUCCCAGCUGGACGCCCUGGAUGGCCAGGCCCUGGGGCAGCUGAGUCUCAAGGAUUCGUAUGCGAUCAACAAGCAUCUCUACUCCAGCGACUCCAUACUGAACAGCCACACGGAUAACAUAUACGACGAGCCGAACAACAUCGUCAGCAGCUCCCUGGGCAACAGCGUGGACAUCCUCGAGGAGGAGCAGUCGGAGGCCAGCAGUUGUUCGCCGCUGCCAUCGCCGCCGCCCCCAGUAUCCAUUGUGAAGAUCAAGCAGACCUUGUGUCCCUAUUACCAGGAUCAUACGCGGUAUUUCAAGGCCAUCCCCACGGAACAGGACAGCAUAGCCAGUGCCAAGGCAGCGGCCGCCCAGCAGAGAUUCAACAGCGCCGGCCUGUCGGAGAUCCACGACUACGACCUGUACUAUGGAGCGCGUCGCCAGCCGGUGGACAACAGCAGCCUGCAACGUCGCCAGGCCUCGCUGUACAGCCCCCUGGGCCACACCAGCCACUGUCACUAUCACAACCACAGCCACGGCAGUCACCACCACCACCACCAUCACCAUCACCACCACCAGCCGGGCUACGGCUACAGUCACGGCCACGGGCAGAGGCCCAACUCGAGGAACUCGCUCAACAGCCGGCUGAGCAGCUCGCACAACUCGCUGAACGUCUCCUCGGCCAACAAGCCGGACGACUCCAUAUUCAUCACCCAGGCCAUGUCGCACGACGCGCUCUUCACGCGCGAGAUCUCGGACUUCUACAAUGUGCCCAUCGACUCGGACAUCUACGCCUUCCCCGUGGACAUGAUCGAGCAGCAGCAUCAGCAGCAACAGCAGCUGGAGCAGGAGCAGCAGAAGCAGAAGCAACAGCAGAAGAGCUCGGGCUCCACGUACCACAAGGCGAGCCGGAGGAACAAGCGGAACAAACGCAAGCAGCGCUACGGUGGCUCCGGCACUAGCGCCGGCACGGAGACGAGUGACGGGGAGCCGGAGAAGGGUGGUGGCAAGUCGCAUGGUGGCGGCGGCAAGUACCGCACUCCAGUGGGCCAUGUGGGUGAGCCGUCGGAACCGCUGCACAUGACCCUGGACGAGGUGAAGCAGUUCUAUCACACCCUGUACUCGGAUGCGGGCGGCAAGACCGGCCACAAGCCGAUGGUGAAGUCGAGCAACGAGACCAUUUGGAGUGUGUCCACCAACACCACCACCACAACGGCCCGGACGCGCAGCAGUGUGGCCAUAACCCGGGCAUCGAGUGGAGCUGGCGGCGGCGGCGGUGGCGGCGGUGGGCCUGGUGUCGGGGGUGGCGGAGCUGGAGGGGCCAGCAGUGAUGGCGGUUCCAGUGGCAACAAGUAUCUCAGCAAGCAGAACAAGCACAACCUGGACAACGACAAGCUAAACAACAACAAUAACAACAACAACAAUCUUCAGCAGUCGCAGCAGCAAUCGCAGCAGCAACAGCAGCAGCCACUGCAGGAGAAGCCACCCACGGAGCAGCACCACCAUCACCACCACCACCUGACCAACAACAAGCACGUCCUGCACACGGAGAAAAAGUCCCAGUUCACGCUGAACCUCAAGCAGCGUUUCUGCAGCAUCUUCCGUUUCCGUCGGAGCAACCACAGUCGCUGCCGCAACUCGGUGGCCAACCGGGCCGGGACGCUGGGCAGUGCCAAUGGCGGGGCCAACAGUGGAUCGGCCAAUGUCCCGCUGAUACCCACAGUGGCCUCCACAGCGGUCAUUACCACGGCACCCGGUAUUGCCGGCGGACAACCUGGACAACUGAUCGCGGAACUGAAGGAUGCUGGAGGAGCGGGAUGUGCAGCCGGGGCUGGCGGAAUCGGGGGAGCUGGAGGAGGAGUUCUGAUCACGGCGGAGGCCGACGAAACGAAUGCCGAUCUGCGCAAAAAGUUUCAGUCCCGUGCCCUGCCACCACUACCAAAGAAGGCUGCAGCCUAUGCCAUUGAAUCUGUUGAUCCGGAGCCGGAGGAGCUGAAGAAGAACGUGGCCCAGGAGCCGCGGGCACUGCAAUUUACAUCCAGUAUUGAGAAGGUCAAGGACUACGGCUGGUACUGGGGUCCUUUGUCCAGCGAGGCCGCCGAAAAGGUCCUCUCCAGCGAGCCGGAUGGAUCCUUUAUUGUGCGCGACAGCUCCGACGAUCACUACAUCUUCUCGCUGAGCUUUAAACUCAACAACUGUGUGCGCCACGUUCGCAUCGAGCAGGAUCAGGGCACAUUCUCCUUCGGUUCGUAUGCCAAGUUCAAGUCGCAGACCAUCACCGAGUUCAUCGAAAAGGCAGUGGAGCAUUCGCGCAGCGGCAGGUAUCUUUUCUUCCUGCAUCGCCGGCCGGAGCACGGACCAAUGCGGGUCCAGCUAACCAAUCCAGUAUCUAGAUUUAAGCAUGUACAAAGCUUGCAGCACAUGUGCAGAUUUGUUAUACUAAAGGCGGUUAUACGAAAGGAUCUAAUACAGACAUUGCCAUUACCGAGAAGACUUCUAGACUAUCUUAACUAUAAGCACUGCUAUUCCGAGCAGGUGGAGAGCGACAGUUCCCAUUCGCAGAUCUCUGGCGAUGGAACGAUGUAAGGAAGGAAAGCAAAGGGAUAACGAACGAAUCGCUUGUGACAACAAAAACGUAAACGAAAGCAACAGAAAUUAUUACCUUAAAUAAGUAGUAGAAUUUAACGAAACAAGAACAUUAAGAGAUAAAACGUAGGGCAAGGCAAGAAAAUUCAAAACUCUGUUCAUUGAUCAUUUUUUUGUACUCGGUGCUAUACUAUAAAUAAUAACUAUUUAACGAAA